AUGGCCAGGGGCCCGCAGGCCCGGCACCGCCCCGCGGUCCCCGGCCGCGCCCUGCGCGCUGUGCUGCGCUGCAACCUGCCACCAGGCGCCCAGAGCGUGGUGGUCUUGGCCGUGCUGGCGCUCCUCGUCCUCAUCAACGUCGUGCUGAUGAACAUUGUUCGAGGGUGGCGGGAGCGUGUGCUCCUUAAGGGCUCUGAGACCCCAGUUACCCCUUGCUUGGCUCUGAUUGGCCGCCUUGCCUGCAGCUGGGUGAACCAGGACAAGGAGCUGAGGGCGGGGGAUGGCGGAGCCCAGGCUGGGAGCAGCCGCAGGGACCAGAUGCGCACCAUCGUCACCAAGGGGAUCCUGCGCACAGCGUGGGACUACAUCAAGCACCCGGGAGACAUCUGCAAGCAAGCAAAAUUCCACAUCUACUCAGAAUAUUGCAACCACCCUGACGUCUGCAUGGAACUCCGGCUCACCAAGCUCAGCAGGGACAUGUCCUUCUUCGAGGCCUGCCGGCUGGUGCCGAAGACCAUCAGCAUCUCCCCGGACGGCUUCCAGCUGACCUCAGUGCAGAUCUGCAAGUACGAGCUGCAGCUGGCCAGGCUGCUCAAGGACACCCACCCCCAGCACAGGGAUUUCAAGGGUGUGGAAGCUGCUUUACAGGCCAUGAAGGACGUGGCCCGACUCAUCCAUAAACGGAAAUGGAGACUUGAAAACACCGACAAGAUUGCGAAGUGGCAGAACUCCACAGAGAACUGGAAGGGGGAAGAUCUCCUGGUCAGGAGCUCUGAACGCAUCUACUUGGAGGAGCUGAAUCAAGUUACACAGCCACAGGCCAAGGAUCAGCAGAGAAUGUUUUCUUUCUUUGACCACCAAUUCAUCUACUGUAAGAAGAACCUUCUAUGCCAGGAUGUGCUGUACUACAAGGAAUGAGUGGACAUGGGUGGCUUGCCGGUGGUGGAUCUGGAGGACGGGAAGGACAGAGUCCACACGAGCAUCGAGAAUGCCUUCCAGCGGCACUGUGGAGCCAUGAGAGAGAACUGCCUGUUGUGUGCCAGGAAGACUGAGCGGACGCAGCACUGGCUCGGCUUUGCUAGGGAGAGGGAGCAGGUGCAGCUGCACAGAGACAGAGGCUUCCCCACUGAGCUGCAGAGGAAGCAGACCAUGAUGAAUGCCACCAAGCUGCAGGCAGCUGGGAAGCUCAAAGCCCUCGGCCAGCCCUACUACCUGAUGCACCAGAACCACCUGGCACUGCCCACCAGUCUGCCCCGGAAUAGGUCUUGGUGCUGGCAGAGCCCACGUGGGAGCCAUCUACCUACCUUUUGGCACAGCACUAACGGGCUGGUGCCCUUCUGCAAGUGAGCCCAUGCCGCCCAACAGCAAUGCCUGACCUCUGCUCGCUAGCUUCCAGCGUUCCCUCC
Molecule: messenger RNA, 1406 nt
Organism: Molossus molossus (Pallas's mastiff bat)
Lineage: Eukaryota; Metazoa; Chordata; Mammalia; Chiroptera; Molossidae
Gene: ARHGEF4
Product: Rho guanine nucleotide exchange factor 4
Molecular function (GO): guanyl-nucleotide exchange factor activity
Source: RefSeq, a predicted model, not a curated record